GCUCCCAUCCCCAAGUGCUCCCUUACGCUUCCUUUUUCACUCUCGUAUCAUCCCGCCCGGCUCCCCGAUGCGCACCUCGCGUAUAGCCCGAGACACGUCCAAAAUCCUCGCCGCGACGACUCGUGGUCCUUCAUUACGUCGCACGCGAGCCGCCACAAAUACUCUAAACGCGGUCGAGGCUGGUGGUGUCGCAAAGGUCGGGACGCGCGAGUCAGAAUCAGCUGUUCACGAUGAAGCACCCCACUCCGACUCGGAUUUGAGUUCUGUGCCGGACGAUGCCUUGUCGGAAAGCAGCGAUGCAAUUGUGGGCCAGAAGAGAAAGAGGAGAGAGCCAGUUACCGUGAAGCAGGAGGUCAAGGAGGUGAGCAUAACGGCCAUCACGUCUCCGAAGAAUGAGAGCAAGUCCAAGAAGGCGCGACGGGUGCCUGCUAAGAAGAUCACCGGGAAGGAUGGCAUUGUCAAGGUCGAGCCUCCGCCUAGCUGGGAGGAGAUUUACUCUCUGACUAGGGAGAUGCGCAACGAGAAUGUUGCUCCUGUAGACACAAUGGGUUGCGAGAGCCUCGCAGACCGCACCGCCUCACCCCGAGAUCAGAGAUUCCAGACGCUCAUCUCCUUGAUGCUGUCUAGCCAGACAAAAGACACAGUGACAGCCGUGGCCAUCAAGGGGAUGCAGGAGAGGAUGCCGGGUGGUUUUAACCUUGAAUCUGUGAUCGCCCUCGAACCACAGGCCCUAAAUGCUUUCAUCAACAAGGUGGGCUUCCACAACUUGAAGACGAAAUACAUCAAAAACGCCGCAGAGAUAUUGAGAGACAAGUUCAACUCAGAUAUACCAGACACCAUCCAAGGGUUGACUUCGCUGCCCGGUGUCGGCCCAAAGAUGGCCUACUUGUGUCUGAGUGCUGCAUGGGGAAGGGACGAAGGGAUUGGAGUCGACGUGCAUGUGCACAGAAUCACUAAUCUGUGGGGUUGGCACAAGACAACGAAGCCUGAGGAAACCAGAGCAGCCUUGGAAUCGUGGCUGCCUAAGGGGAAAUGGCACGACAUCAAUAAUCUACUGGUCGGCUUCGGGCAGACGAUCUGCUUGCCGGUCGGUAAGAAAUGCGGCGAAUGUAAGCUCGCUGAUCGAGGAUUGUGUCCGUCCGCGGUCGUUGGGAAAAAGACAAGAGUCAAGAAAGAGAGUCUGCUCGUCAAGACCGAGGAAAAUGACGCAAGCGCAACCUUAAGUGAGACCACAGUGGUGACUCACAAGACCGUCAAGGCCGAGGAGAUCAAGGGUAGUGUGGUUGACAUCGAGGAUAUUGGACGGCAUGCGCGGUAGACACAUCGAUGGUCGGCAUUCCCUCAGUUUAUUUAUUGCAUUCACCCAAAUGUGCAAAAGCCUACCUAGGACUGAAGAG
Messenger RNA from Paraphaeosphaeria sporulosa, 1397 nucleotides. RefSeq names its product DNA repair protein-like protein Ntg1. NCBI's taxonomy places the organism in Eukaryota, Fungi, Ascomycota, Dothideomycetes, Pleosporales, Didymosphaeriaceae. Gene Ontology annotation, cellular component: nucleus. The record is from RefSeq and is a predicted model, not a curated record. Gene Ontology annotation, biological process: nucleotide-excision repair; base-excision repair; base-excision repair, AP site formation. The coding region runs from base 68 to 1318 and encodes 416 amino acids. The transcript has 2 exons. Gene Ontology annotation, molecular function: oxidized pyrimidine nucleobase lesion DNA N-glycosylase activity; DNA binding; DNA-(apurinic or apyrimidinic site) endonuclease activity.